AUGGAUUCUCCAACUGAUAUCCGCCUGAAAGCGUACCGUCUGAUUGCCUACUCGGCAGUUGGUUUCUCAAUCACCGCAGCUGUCUCAUUGUGUUUGGUCCUUCCACUGAUCUUUUCUUAUGUCCAAAACACUAAGACUCAAUUGCAUAGAGAGUCUCUCUACUGCAAGAGCUCAGUACAAGACAUGUGGUCGGAGAUCAACAAUGUUCACGAAAUUACAUUGAACAGAACGGCAAGACAGGCUGGAUACUCAUCUGGAGGUGGAGCUGACGCUGGAGCUGCUGCUGGAGGUGGAUGUUCCGGAUGCUGCAACCCUGGACCACCAGGAGUUGCAGGAAACCCAGGAAAGCCUGGUAAACCAGGAAAGCCCGGAGCCCCAGGAUCACCAGGAGCACCAGGAAAGGGAGCCGCCGUUCCAUGCGAAGCAAAGAAUCCACCACCAUGCCAACCAUGCCCAGCCGGACCACCCGGACCACCAGGACCAGAUGGACCAGCCGGAGAAGCCGGACCAGCAGGAGAGGCCGGAGCACCAGCAGCCCCAUCACCACCAGGACCUCCAGGACCACCAGGACCACCAGGAAACCCAGGAGCCGAUGGAGGAGCCGGAACACCAGGACCAGACGGAGCAGGUGGAGAGAGCACCUAUCCAGAGCCAGCCGGACCAGGACCAGCCGGACCACCAGGACCACCUGGACCACCAGGACCAGACGGAGCAAGCCCAACUGCCGCACCAGGAGAGGCCGGACCAAAGGGACCACCAGGAUCAGCCGGAGCUCCAGGAGCCGAUGGAAACCCAGGACCACCAGGACCAGCUGGAAAGGCCGGAAGCGAAGGAGAGAAGGGAAUCUGCCCCAAGUACUGCGCCAUCGACGGAGGAAUCUUCUUCGAGGACGGAACUCGACGCUAA
This is a messenger RNA of Caenorhabditis briggsae, 906 nucleotides long. RefSeq names its product Protein CBR-COL-44 (gene Cbr-col-44). Gene Ontology annotation, molecular function: structural constituent of cuticle. The record is from RefSeq and is a predicted model, not a curated record. NCBI's taxonomy places the organism in Eukaryota, Metazoa, Nematoda, Chromadorea, Rhabditida, Rhabditidae. The transcript is spliced from 2 exons. The coding region runs from base 1 to 906 and encodes 301 amino acids.